This is a messenger RNA of Acanthopagrus latus (yellowfin seabream), 524 nucleotides long. RefSeq names its product NADH:ubiquinone oxidoreductase subunit B4 (gene ndufb4). NCBI's taxonomy places the organism in Eukaryota, Metazoa, Chordata, Actinopteri, Spariformes, Sparidae. The coding region runs from base 52 to 435 and encodes 127 amino acids. The transcript is spliced from 3 exons. Gene Ontology annotation, cellular component: mitochondrion. The record is from RefSeq and is a predicted model, not a curated record.
CGUUCAACGCGAGAUUUCACCAGUUCACGUUCCAUCCGUCACCAAGCAGUCAUGGCGGACUACCGAGAGGCGCCCUUGGCCAGUCGGCCAAAAACACUGGACCCGAAUGAGUAUUUCAAUGUCUCGAAGGAGUACCGACGUGCCGAAGAGGGCAGGGCAGCAAUCCGAGCGAAACUGAAGGGGCAGUAUCAGACACAGCUCAACAACCCGCACAGACAAGCGCUCAUCGAAGACCCUGCCCUGACACGUUGGGUGCACGCACGCGCCAACCCCUACCUAUACUUCAAGCCCACAUUCAAGACAUCGCUCGUGGGUCUGCUGUUUGGAGUUGUGCCUCUCUUUGGCCUCUAUUACAUCUUCAAGUCAGACAGGGAUAGGAAGGAGGCGCAGAUCAAGGCUGGAACUCUAGAUCGCAAGUUCAGUCUGUCAUCGUGAGCUUGGAUGUACAAAAAUCUCCUUUAUGUCCUAGUGAUGCUAGUUCUUGUAAUUAUUAUUAUUCAAAUAAAAUGAUAUUGUCAGAAACA